AUUCAGUUUGAUUAUUCAUUUUCUAUUCAUAAUAGGCAUCAAAUAAUCUAGAAAAAAGAGGACAACGGACUAUUAUUCCAGAAUGUUCCAAAAGGAAAUAAUGUAUGAAUUGCUAGAAGUUUUCCAGAAACGGCCGGCAUUGGAUAUUGGAUGAUUUGAUAUUUUUCAUUCAAUAUUGGCGAAAGUUUUCCCUCUGUACUUUAUCAAGAAGUAAAUUCAAAUGAUACCUGUAGAGAAAAAAAUUUCAUUUAUUGGAUUCAUUCCUAUUUUAUUUUUCAAAGAAUUUUUCUUCAUCGGAUUGACUUGACGUGUCCUUAACCUCAAAUAUUAACAUUGUAGUGUAGCUCAUUUGUUUAUGGACUUGGUUAAGCAUUGUUAAUUGUAGAAAAUGACUAAUUCUAAUAACAACAGUAACAGUCCUGCAAAAGAAGAUGAUGCGGAUUCUAGGAAUUUACUCAAAAAUCGAGAUUACUUAUAUCGCCUGAUUAUAAGUCAGUUAUUUUACGAUGGACAUCAAGCAAUUGGAACAAGUUUAACAAGUGCUGUUCAGGCAGAUCCUCCUUGUCCUCCAAGUGAUCGUCUAUUUCAUAUUGUAUUAGCUGGUCUCGAACAUGAGCCAGAGCGGAAGGAUAGACCCCAAAACGCUGGAAUCGGAAGCAAUAACAUAGGCCCUGGGUUAGAUCUAGAGUUCGAAACAGAGAGUAAUGCUCCUGCUCCGGAACCAGCUCUAUACGAAACCGCAUAUGUCACAUCCCACAAAGGCAACUGUAGAGCUGGAUGUUUCUCAAGUGAUGGUCAACUCAUAGCAACAGGGAGUGUUGAUGCCAGUAUCAAAAUAUUAGAUGUUGAUAGAAUGUUAGCUAAGUCAGCCCCAGAUGAAAUGGAUCCUUCAAGAGGAGAGCAGCAAGGACAUCCUGUGAUAAGAACACUGUAUGAUCACAUGGAAGAAGUAACUUGUUUAGAGUUCCACCCUAAAGAGACUAUCUUAGUUUCUGGAUCUAAGGAUAAUACUAUAAAAAUGUUCGAUAUUUCGAAAGCCAGUGUAAAGAAGGCUUUUAAAACUAUAACGGAAGCAGAGCCAGUCAAAGGAAUUUCUUUCCAUCCAUCUGGAGACCACCUCUUAGUUGCAACAAACCACCCGGUGGUUAGGUUGUACGAUGUUAAUACCACACAGUGUUAUGUCAGUGCUUUCCCUAAUCACCAACAUACCAGUACUGUGACAUGGGUGAAAUGGUCCCCAGAUGCAAGGGUUUUUGCUACUUGCAGCAAAGAUGGCAGUAUAAAACUGUGGGAUGGAGUUUCUAAUAGAUGUAUAAACACUUUCAUCAAGGCACAUGAUGGUUUGGAAGUUUGUUCAGUUGCAUUUUCCAAGAAUGGAAAGUAUUUACUAUCGGCUGGAAAGAAUUCUAUUUGUAAAUUGUGGGAACUUACAACAAGUAGGUGUCUUAUAGCUUAUACUGGAGCGGGAACUACUGGCAAACAAGAGUAUGAAGCCCAAUGUGUGUUCAACCAUACAGAGGAUUAUGUCCUAUUUCCGGAUGAAGCCACCACUUCGUUAUGUGCAUGGAAUUCAAGAAAUGCGUCCAGGAAACAAUUGAUGUCUUUGGGGCACAAUGGUGCAGUAAGACUCAUUGCUCACUCUCCAACUCAAGCGGCAUUCCUCACCUGUUCUGAUGAUUUCAGAGCAAGAUUUUGGUAUCGCAGGACCCCGACUCUCUAAGUCUAGGGGACCAUGCUCACAGAACCAAAUUUAUAGUUUGAAUUUUAAUUUUUCUGAGUUCUAUUUGAUUGUUUAUCCAAUCAAUCUGAUUAGAAAUGAAGUAUUUGAAAGAAUGAGAUCAAGAAAAUGUUCUUGUGUUUGGGCCGAAUGAAUUUAUAUGUAAUUCAUACGAUGUCUGUAAAUAUGAGAGAAUGUAUGCUGUUUGUGAAUAAAAAAUUUUUAUACGAG
Messenger RNA from Coccinella septempunctata (seven-spotted ladybird), 1948 nucleotides. RefSeq names its product cleavage stimulation factor subunit 1 (gene CstF50). Gene Ontology annotation, molecular function: protein binding; RNA binding. The transcript is spliced from 6 exons. Gene Ontology annotation, biological process: mRNA 3'-end processing. NCBI's taxonomy places the organism in Eukaryota, Metazoa, Arthropoda, Insecta, Coleoptera, Coccinellidae. The record is from RefSeq and is a predicted model, not a curated record. The coding region runs from base 389 to 1720 and encodes 443 amino acids. Gene Ontology annotation, cellular component: mRNA cleavage stimulating factor complex.